Entelurus aequoreus (snake pipefish) is the source of this 3879-nucleotide messenger RNA. RefSeq names its product tripartite motif containing 37 (gene trim37). NCBI's taxonomy places the organism in Eukaryota, Metazoa, Chordata, Actinopteri, Syngnathiformes, Syngnathidae. Gene Ontology annotation, biological process: negative regulation of centriole replication; protein autoubiquitination. Gene Ontology annotation, molecular function: zinc ion binding; tumor necrosis factor receptor binding; ubiquitin protein ligase binding. The record is from RefSeq and is a predicted model, not a curated record. Gene Ontology annotation, cellular component: peroxisome; aggresome. The coding region runs from base 506 to 3298 and encodes 930 amino acids. The transcript is spliced from 27 exons.
AGCACGUUUAUUCGGUUUCCGAAUCUGCAUUACUAAAAAAACGAUUACAUUUUUUUUGUCAAAGAACUGGCACACACAAACGUGAUUCAAACGAGCAACGUGAGCGUUGACGAGUGACGAUACGAUACGGCCAACGGCGCAGCGGGGGGAGCUACAGCUACAUGGCACACAGCGACCACCGCGGUGCAUCCUGGGACUUGUAGUUGUAUUGCUGCGAGUCCUACCUGUGGCGUCAGAGCCAGCCCGGGCUGGUGCUGGAGGAGGCCGGCGUGGUUCUGCCCGGGGUGGGACAUCAGGUUCUGCUGCAGGAGAACUGCAAACAUGGAGUCAUCUGAGCUCCGUGCAUGGGAAGGUUCUGCGUCAUGUGACAUGUCUUCAGCGAGGACGCCAAGUGGGGCGAGUCGUUGAUGUCCUCCAGUUUGAUCUGCGCACGGUAGGACAUAAAAUAGUACCUACGAUCAUUUCUUCACUUUCGUCGUAGAUAACUGGCUCAAAAGUGUCAAAGAUGGAUGAGCAAAGCGUCGAAAGCAUCGCCGAGGUGUUCCGCUGCUUCAUCUGCAUGGAGAAGCUGAGGGACGCCCGCCUCUGCCCGCACUGCUCCAAGCUCUGCUGCUUCAGCUGCAUACGACGCUGGCUGACGGAGCAGCGAGCGCAGUGUCCCCACUGUCGAGCUCCGCUGCAGCUGAGGGAGCUGGUGAACUGCCGCUGGGCCGAGGAGGUCACUCAGCAGCUGGACACGCUGCAGCUCUGUAACCUCACCAAGCACGAGGACAACGACAAAGACAAGUGUGAGAAUCACCAUGAGAAGCUGAGUGUCUUCUGUUGGACCUGUAAGAAAUGCAUCUGCCACCAGUGCGCCCUCUGGGGAGGCAUGCACGGAGGCCACACCUUCAAGCCUCUGGUGGAGAUCUACGAGCAGCAUGUCACCAAGGUGAAGGAGGAGGUGGCCAAACUGCGGCGCCGCCUCAUGGAGCUCAUCAGCCUGGUGCAGGAAGUGGAGAGGAACGUGGAGGCCGUGAGGGGAGCGAAGGACGAGAGAGUCCGUGAGAUCCGUAAUGCGGUGGAAAUGAUGAUCGCUCGUCUGGACAACCAGCUUAAGAACAAACUUAUCACACUCAUGGGCCAGAAGACGUCCUUGACCCAGGAGACGGAGCUGCUGGAGUCUCUGCUGCAGGAGGUGGAGCAUCAGCUUCACUCCUGCAGUAAGAGUGAGCUGAUCUCCAAGAGUCCAGAGAUCCUGCUCAUGUUCCAGCAGGUCCACAGGAAGCCUAUGCAGUCCUUCGUCACCACGCCGGUCCCGCCCGACUUCACCAGCGAGCUGGUUCCUGCCUACGACUCCAGCACUUUUGUCUUAGUCCACUUCAGCACUCUGAGGCAGCGAGCUGACCCGGUCUACAGCCCCCCUCUUCAGAUAUGUGGCCUCUGUUGGAGACUGAAAGUCUACCCAGACGGCAAUGGUGUGGUUCGUGGAAACUAUUUGUCUGUCUUCUUAGAACUGUCCGCUGGACUCCCUGAAACCUCAAAGUACGAGUACCGCGUGGAGAUGGUCCACCAGGCCUCCAGCGAUCCCAGCAAGAACAUCAUCCGCGAGUUUGCCUCGGACUUUGAGGUGGGCGAGUGCUGGGGCUACAACCGCUUCUUCAGGCUGGACCUGCUGGCCAGCGAGGGCUACCUGAACAUGCAGACGGACACUCUGGUGCUCAGGUACCAGGUGCGAUCCCCCACCUUCUUCCAGAAGUGCAGAGAUCAGUACUGGUACAUCAGCCAGCUGGAGUCCGCCCAGAGUGGAUACAUCCAGCAGAUCAAUAACCUUAAAGAGAGGCUGGCCAUCGAACUGUUUCGCCAUCGAUCCUCACGCAGCUCCUCCCCUCACGACCUGAGGCUGGCAUCGGCCUCUGAAAGGGACCCCCGUACGGCCAAGAGUGACGGCGACAUUCAGACCACGCUGAGCAAAGCCAAAAAGGGAAGCGAAGACGACGAGAGGACCCAGCACGAUGACUCAAACGAGCUAUCCGAUGGCGACCUGGAGGUGGAAUGCCUCACCGAGGAGGAGGUGAACCCGCUGGACUGCAGCAGCACCUCGGGGAGCUCCACGGCCACCAGCAACACUGAGGAGAACGACAUCGAUGAAGAAACCAUGUCAGGCGAGAAUGAUGUGGACUUUAUUGGAAACCUCGACACAGAGGAAGGAGAACUUCCUGAUGACCUGGAUGGAGCCUCUGGUGCUUCCAGCUCCUCUCUGCGCUCGUCUCAUCGCAGCCGCGGCGCCAGCGGAGGGGGCGGAGCUGCUGCCAGUGGUGUUAGCGGGUCAAGCAGCCUACUGGACAUGGACCCAUCCAUCCUGAUGCAGCUGCUGGACAUGAAGGAGCACAACAGUGUGGAGUCUCUGUGGGGGCUUCAGCCUCGCCAGCCUGUUCUCCUCCACCACAGUCAAGCCGGUAUGUCCUCCAGGAAGGAGCGCGAGCGCCGCCCUCAGGUAGUGCGCCGAUCCGCCCCUGACUCAGCGGUCCUCGUCCGCCUUAAAGCUCAGAUGGCUGAGGUCCGCAGCAAGAUGUCGAACGUCAAUAGCCGGGUGCUGGAGGCUCGCGCAUCUGCUGAGCCUCGGCCGGGUCCGUCCGGAAUCUUUAGUGCCGAGGAGGUGCCGUCGCACCACGUCGACCUGGAGACCUCAGCCGCUCGCAAACAUGCUGAGCUGGCACAACUGGUCAGAGCGGUCCGAUCCAGGCCUGGCCGCCCAGUCAGGAAAUCCUUGUCGGCCCUUCUGGAAGGCAGCAGUGCUCCGGUCGGGAAGCACUCCAGUCCGGAAGAGACGGAGAAAGACGUGAGAGGAGCAGAAACAACUGCUGAUGUCAGCAUGCACACCAAAGAUGCUGCAGACGAAGGAGUGAAGGGACCAGACGGGGAUCAGGUGUCAGUCAGCGACCAGGUGUGUUCGUCCAACACCUGCCGGACAAGAGAGGACGUGUACUCCUUGGUCACGUCUGCCUUCUUGGCCGAAAGCAAGAAGUGCGCCACAAGAACUCUGGGGUUGGAGUGUGAAUCGGAAAGUUCAGGAACCUCCCAUCAGUCCUGGCUGGAUGGACUUUUGUCCUCACAGCCGAUGUCUGGCGAUGGACAUUUCUCCUCAGACCCGCCGCCCUCCGUCCUGGUGGUGGCGACCACGAGCAGCGAGAGCGAAACCGAGGAAGAGGAGGAGGAGGAGGAGGAGGAAGAAGCUCUGCAGGGCACCAACUCUCUACACUACAACAGCCAGACUCCGCCCUGCACAGGUGAGUCUGAAGAUAUGACUGACAGGUGAUCCAAGCCCCGCCCCCGCCGGCAUGUCACCUGCGGCUACUAGCUAGCUCGCUCGCGUCUUCUACACAGAACACUGUUUGCAAGUUGGACUGGAUGAGCAACUUCCUGUUUUUAAUGCAUGAUUCGUUUGGCCGCGCCGCAUUUUUCUGACGAUUCUCACGGACAGAACUUUGAACAUUCCUCUUGUUUGUCAAUCAAUUAUUAUUAUUAUUAUUAUUGUUAAAUUGACAUUUGAAACAAGCCUAACGAGCGGUGAGUCAGCGGUCAACUUAUAGUCCGACGGUCUAAGAUGGGAAAUUAGCGCUCAGUCGCGUGGGAGAAAUCACUCUUUGUUGUCAUGGAGACGAAAAAUCAACAGACGGACAUUUUGGACUGAUGGACACAUGAUUCUUUUAUUGCGGAUCAGUUAGUCCCCAAGUUGAACGUGUGCACUGUUUGUUUAUUUAGCAACACGAACAUUCCAGCCAACUUAUUAUUAUUAUUAUUAUUAUUAAGUCAACAAAGCGACAGAACUUAGUUUGCUGUGAUGAUUCCCUUUGUUCCCACAAUCUUUCUUUUUCAUGUAAUAAACUUUGUAUUUUA